CGCUGUGUGAAUUAUACCCCAUCCCUUUCCCUCUCCUUUCCUACAUUAUUACCCUCCGACUCGUGAUCAAGUUGUCCUUCUCACAAUGGCUUCCACCUUGAGACUUGGAACCUCUGCUCUUCGCUCCAGCGGCAUGGCUGCUAAGCCCGUUGUCCAGUCCGCUGCCUUCAACGGCUUGCGCUGCUACUCUACCGGCAAGGCCAAGUCCCUUAAGGAGACCUUCGCCGAGAAGCUCCCCGCUGAGAUCGAGAAAGUCAAGAAGCUUCGCAAGGAGCACGGCAACAAGGUCAUCGGCGAGGUCACCCUUGACCAGGUCUACGGUGGCGCUCGUGGUGUCAAGUCCCUUGUUUGGGAGGGAUCUGUUCUCGACUCCGAGGAGGGUAUCCGUUUCCGUGGUCGCACCAUUCCCGAGUGCCAGGAACUUCUUCCCAAGGCCCCCGGCGGUCAGGAGCCUCUCCCUGAAGGUCUUUUCUGGCUCCUCCUCACCGGCGAGAUCCCCACUGAGCAGCAGGUCCGCGACCUGUCUGCUGAGUGGGCUGCUCGUUCCGACCUCCCUAAGUUCAUCGAGGAGUUGAUCGACCGCUGCCCCAGCACUCUGCACCCCAUGGCUCAGUUCUCCCUGGCCGUCACCGCUCUUGAGCACGAGUCUGCUUUCGCCAAGGCCUAUGCCAAGGGUCUCAACAAGAAGGACUACUGGAACUACACUUUCGAGGACUCCAUGGACCUCAUUGCUAAGCUUCCCACCAUUGCUGCCAAGAUCUACCGUAAUGUCUUCAAGGAUGGCAAGGUUGCUGCUAUCCAGAAGGACAAGGAUUACUCCUUCAACUUGGCCAACCAGCUCGGUUACGGCGACAACAAGGACUUUGUUGAGUUGAUGCGCCUCUACCUGACCAUCCACUCCGACCACGAGGGUGGUAACGUUAGCGCCCACACCACCCACCUUGUUGGCAGUGCUCUCAGCUCUCCCAUGCUUUCCUUGGCUGCCGGUCUGAACGGUCUGGCUGGUCCCCUGCACGGAUUGGCUAACCAGGAAGUGCUCAACUGGCUCACCAAGAUGAAGGCUGCCAUUGGCAACGACCUUAGCGACCAGGCUAUCAAGGAUUACCUCUGGUCUACCCUGAACGCCGGUCAGGUUGUUCCUGGCUACGGUCACGCUGUUCUCCGUAAGACCGAUCCUCGCUACGUGUCUCAGCGCGAGUUUGCCCUCCGCAAGCUCCCCGAUGACCCUAUGUUCAAGCUGGUCAGCCAGGUCUAUAAGAUCGCUCCUGGUGUUCUGACUGAACACGGCAAGACCAAGAACCCUUACCCCAACGUCGAUGCUCACUCGGGUGUCCUCCUCCAGUACUACGGCCUGACUGAGGCCAACUACUACACCGUUCUCUUCGGUGUCUCCCGUGCUCUGGGUGUCUUGCCCCAGCUGAUCAUUGACCGUGCUCUUGGUGCCCCCAUCGAGCGCCCCAAGAGUUUCAGCACCGAGGCCUACGCCAAGCUUGUCGGUGCUAAGCUGUAGAUUUGUCAAUGAUAUGAACCCCCCCGGAGGAUGUGGAGAUUUUGUUACGAAUAAACACUUUAUACUUUGUAUUAUGCCUAUCUUAUUCUUGGAUUAACCCUCUUUUUUUUCUUUUUCCUGGGAUUUGCCAAGUGUUGGGGUUGGCUCGAUUAAUGUAUGAUAGGACACGGUUCGAGCGAGCCUAGUAACAGCACUUUUAACAUGAUCAGUCAAUCUCCCAAGGCAUUCUGAUUGCAUUCC
Aspergillus aculeatus ATCC 16872 is the source of this 1750-nucleotide messenger RNA. RefSeq names its product citrate (Si)-synthase CIT1 (gene cit1). The transcript has 8 exons. Gene Ontology annotation, biological process: carbohydrate metabolic process; citrate metabolic process; tricarboxylic acid cycle. NCBI's taxonomy places the organism in Eukaryota, Fungi, Ascomycota, Eurotiomycetes, Eurotiales, Aspergillaceae. The record is from RefSeq and is a predicted model, not a curated record. Gene Ontology annotation, cellular component: mitochondrial matrix. Bases 86 to 1510 code for a protein of 474 amino acids.